AUUUCAUCAUGCGGCACACAGUUGAACACGCUUUCAGCAGGGUUCUGGUCAGUCGGGUAGACAUCCUUAUUUUAAGGUGUUCGUGUAUGUGGGGAGAAGAAACACAAGCCUCGAACACACUCGGGUACACAAUUAAUUGCGCCUUUAUCACAGAGAUCUCCGGAGAGCCACUACACCACGCCGGGUGCAUCUAAAUCAGGAAAAAGAAAGUAAGAUGUGUGGUAUAUGGGCCUUGUUUGGCAGCGAUGAGUGUCUGUCAGUUCAGUGCACCUGUGCUAUGAAGAUUGGCCAUCGAGGUCCCGACGCUUUUCGUUUUGAAAAUGUUAAUGACUACACCAACUGUUGCUUCGGUUUCCACCGUUUGGCAAUUGUGGACCCACUCUAUGGCAUGCAGCCCCUGCGUAUAAAGAAAUUCCCUUUCCUCUGGCUCUGCUAUAAUGGCGAGAUCUACAACCACCUCCAGCUGAAAAGGCACUUUAAGUUUGACUAUCAGACUCAAGUGGAUGGGGAGAUCCUGCUUCACUUGUACAACCAAAAUGGUAUCCAAGAAAUGGCCUCUCUGCUGGAUGGUGUGUUUGCCUUCAUUCUGCUGGACACUGCCAACAGGAAAGUUUUCCUAGGGAGGGAUACGUAUGGCGUAAGGCCCUUGUUCAGGCUCCUGACUGAUAAUGGCUUCCUCGCCGUCUGCUCAGAGGCCAAAGGUUUGACACAGAUCACCCAUUCCAUGUCUGAACCUGCGAAGAUAACCCCUUUCCCACCCGGCCACUUUGAGGAGUUUGACUUGAAGCAGACUGGAAAGGUUAAGUCUGUACGGCUGGAAAGUUUCCAUAGUUGCACUGAUAAGCCCCGACACGCUGUCCAUGACAGUGCUGGGGAACUUGCCACAGAUUUUGCUCUGGAGGCAGUGAAGCACAACAUCAGGAUCCUUUUUGAAAAUGCUGUGAGGAAACGGCUGAUGGCCCACAGGAGGAUCGGGUGCCUUCUCUCCGGGGGACUUGACUCUAGCCUAGUCGCUGCCACUCUUGUCAAAUUAGCCAAGGAGGAGAAGUUGCAGUACCAGAUUCAGACAUUUGCUAUCGGUGCAGAUGACAGUCCAGACGUUGUGGCUGCUCGUAAGGUUGCAGACCAUAUAGGCAGCAAUCAUCACGAGGUGAAUUUCACCCCAGAAGAGGGCAUUUGUGCUUUGGAGGAGGUCAUCCUCCACCUGGAAAGUUACGACAUCACCACAGUGCGCGCAUCUGUUGGCAUGUAUCUUGUAUCUAAGUAUAUCCGUGAGAAGACUGACAGUGUGGUGAUCUUCUCUGGUGAAGGAUCUGAUGAACUCACACAGGGCUACAUCUAUUUCCAUAGGGCUCCAACCCCGAAAGCAGCUGCAGAGGACAGUGAGCGACUGCUGAAAGAGCUGUACAUGUUUGAUGUGCUGAGAGCAGACAGAACUACAGCCGCACACGGGCUGGAGCUGAGAGUGCCUUUCCUGGACCACAGGUUCACUGCCUACUACCUCUCUCUGCCUGAGGAGAUGAGGGUGCCCAAGGAUGGGGUGGAGAAGCAUCUUCUGAGGGAUGCAUUCAGAGGGCUGAAUCUGAUUCCGGAUGAAAUACUGUGGAGACGCAAAGAGGCUUUCAGUGAUGGGAUCACAUCCAUGAAGAAGUCCUGGUACACAAGCUUGCAGGAGCACAUCGACUCUCAGGUUAACGACUCUGAGUUGGAGGAAGCACCCAACUUAUUCCCUUACAAUCCCCCCACUACCAAAGAAGGCUUCUUCUUCCGGCAGAUCUUUGAGAAGCAUUACCCGGGCCGCAGUAAGUGGAUCUCCCAUUACUGGAUGCCCCGCUGGAUCAAAGCCACUGACCCUUCUGCCAGAACCCUCUCCAUCUACAAGCCAGACAAGGACCAGUAACCAGGCAGCUGCAUGCCUUGAAUGCUUACAGUAUAACCCCUAGAAAUUGGCUCUCCCUGGAAUUAGAAAAAAAACAUAGCCCAUCUUGCAUUGCCUUGACUCUUGGAGAAUUAGAUGAGAAGAAAAGAGACCACAAUGACCAGACUGGGAUAUCCAGGACUCGAAACAUAUUGAAAUGGAACAGUUGUUCAAAGUUUAGUCUUAUGGAAGAAACAAAUUAUUUUCCCCAAUUGCCCUUCUAUUGAACAGUAAACCCUGUUUAAUCUGUCUGUACCAUGUGCAUGUGCCUUUGACACGUCUUCCUUGGGCCACCAGGUGGGGGUGUGUGCACCAUCACCUUCAAAUGCAACUGAUGUUAUUAACUAGUCUGUCAUUUCCAAGGUUGGGUUUGGGUUUUUUUUGUUUUUGUUUUUGUUUUUGUUUUUCUUUAGCCAGAAGCCAGUGAAAGAUUCCAGAAGAUGAAAAAAGGCAUUUACAAAUGUAUAUCAAAUAAAGACUGGAAAAAUUAA
Molecule: messenger RNA, 2409 nt
Organism: Electrophorus electricus (electric eel)
Lineage: Eukaryota; Metazoa; Chordata; Actinopteri; Gymnotiformes; Gymnotidae
Source: RefSeq, a predicted model, not a curated record